AUUGACUAGGUUCGCUGCCGCUGCUGCCCAUCGGCGAGCCGUCAGAGUCAGAGCGUGUCCGCGGCUUAAAGGAGUUCCCGCUCCGGGGAGAUCUUAUCGCGUCAUUCACGCUGUUUCAAACUCUUUUAAACAUAGAAAACAGGCAGCUGACGGGUGGACAUUAAACUUACCGCGAAAUGACAGCUGAGCGAUGAACAGGGGAUAUUCCCCACUGAUGACAGUGAUGGAGAACACAACUUGGCCAUACCAGUCAUUCGUGCCCCACUAUCUCCUGCGUGGUGACCCUUUUGCUUCGAGACUCUCCAGAGAGGCGGACAUUAUUGCAGGCUUUUACAUCUGUAUUAUAGGAAUCCUUUCUGCAACUGGGAAUGGCUAUGUCAUUUAUAUGACCAUCAAACGCAAGACCAAGCUGAAGCCUCCUGAGCUCAUGACUGUUAACUUGGCCAUUUUUGAUUUUGGCAUAUCAGGCUUGCGGGUUUGGAAGCAGGACCGGGAUGCAGAACAAGGCGAGGAGAACGUAUGUUUCGCCCACCGCUGGUUGUUCGGUUGGAGGGGCUGUCAAUACUACGGUUGGGCUGGCUUCUUCUUUGGCUGUGGGAGCCUCAUCACCAUGACAAUAGUGAGCCUGGACCGAUACCUGAAGAUCUGCCAUCUCCGAUAUGGCACAUGGUUAAAACGUCACCACACCUUCCUGUGUUUGGCCUUUGUAUGGGUGUAUGCUGCCUUCUGGGCCACCAUGCCGCUGGUUGGCUGGGGCAACUAUGCUCCGGAGCCCUUUGGGACCUCAUGCACCCUGGACUGGUGGCUCGCUCAGGCCUCUGUGUCAGGCCAAAGCUUUGUGAUGUCUAUUCUUUUCUUUUGUCUCAUCCUCCCUGCUGGCAUCAUCGUCUUCUCCUAUGUUAUGAUCAUUUUUAAAGUGAAGUCGUCUUCAAAGGAAAUUUCACACUACGAUGCCCGCAUCAGAAACAGCCACAGCCUGGAGAUAAAACUCACAAAGGUGGCAAUGCUGAUCUGUGCUGGAUUUUUGAUCGCCUGGAUUCCUUAUGCCGUGGUUUCAGUGGUGGCGGCGUUCGGCAACCCAGACUCUGUGCCCAUCCCUGUGUCUGUCAUUCCCACAUUGCUAGCCAAGUCCUCAGCAAUGUACAAUCCCAUCAUCUACCAACUUGUGGAUCUGAAAAACUCUUGCUCAUCCUGCUGUGUCAAGGUCAUGACGGAAAAGAAGCAUUUUAAGAAGUCAAGGUUCUACACAAUCUCAGGCUCAUUAAAGAACACAACACAAGCCAAAGAAUCUCACAUCGAAAUGUAAACUUGGGACUGCGUGAUCUCUAGCUCUUGUACCAUGGACCUCCUGCCUUCUUCCCUUCUUCGCACAUAAUCAACCAUAUGCUGCCUGCUGUGAGGACAUCAUCUGCUCACCUUUGCUGCUGGUUCCUGUUUGUUGCACCUUCCUUCCUACACUGGACACCCAUCUUUGUGAAAGCUUACUACUGCGUCAAGAUUAUAACACAUUAUCCCCACAAGGCUUCCCUUUAUCUAUGGUGUACACUGGUUUUAACUUACAGAUCACAUGUUGUGUGAAUUUUUGAUUGUCUUUCUCCAGUAUUAGAGAGUUCUCAAUAAAAUGCUUGACUCAGGUUUCGGAACUGGAGAGGUUUCCAAGUCAAGUCACGUCUUAAUGUCUUUGUGUAAAAUAUGGUUCCUGUUCCAUAAUUUGGUAUGUUCGACAGUUUUAGCUGAACAGGAAAUUACAAUUUCAUAGAACAAAUACAAAUAUGUUUAUCUUUUUUGCUGUUAGUAUAGGCUGUUGGUGUUUGUACAUUUAGACUUGUGUGUUGUACAUGAUAAAUCUAUUAGUAUCUAGAUAAAGCACUGGAUCACAUUAUCUAACCUGGUUAAUGGCAGUAAGAGUGUUAUUUCAGCUCUUUGGUUAGUUCAAAUUCAAAAUAGGAAAAGUAGAGCAAUCCGCAUUUAACAGAUCAGAAAACAUAUGAGGUCAUUAGUUCAAGGUAUAGCACGGAAACACACACACAGAAUGAGUGCACUUUAGUUUCCAAAAUAUUCACAAUGCACUAAUUACUAAUUCUUGCCAUAAUUUUAUAUCUGGUCAAUUGUUGCAAAAAUGGGUUGUAAUUAUUAAAUACGAAAAUACUACCUACAUUUCUAGAAAUAUUAUUCUAGUUAAUUCAGGGACUACCAAAAUAUAUUUAUUUUUGCUAUAUUUUCUUUUUCUAUUUUUACAACAAAAAAUAAAAGCAUUUGUCUUUCCUUUGCUCAUUAACAAUGUGUCCCUUUCUGUCUCACCAGGAGUUUUACUGCCAUAUAAACUGAGCACGAAAAGUGAGGAUUUUGGUUUUUAGGUAUUUCUUUGCUGUAACGUUGCUACUUGGUAAUAAAUCCGAUGCCUUUG
Messenger RNA from Girardinichthys multiradiatus, 2407 nucleotides. It is a transcript of the gene opn5, whose product is annotated as opsin 5. Gene Ontology annotation, biological process: visual perception; G protein-coupled receptor signaling pathway. Gene Ontology annotation, molecular function: G protein-coupled receptor activity. Bases 191 to 1306 code for a protein of 371 amino acids. Lineage: Eukaryota; Metazoa; Chordata; Actinopteri; Cyprinodontiformes; Goodeidae. The transcript has 8 exons. The record is from RefSeq and is a predicted model, not a curated record. Gene Ontology annotation, cellular component: membrane.